Callorhinchus milii (elephant shark) is the source of this 4655-nucleotide messenger RNA. RefSeq names its product mitogen-activated protein kinase kinase kinase 19 (gene map3k19). Bases 1 to 4479 code for a protein of 1492 amino acids. Lineage: Eukaryota; Metazoa; Chordata; Chondrichthyes; Chimaeriformes; Callorhinchidae. Gene Ontology annotation, molecular function: ATP binding; protein kinase activity. Gene Ontology annotation, biological process: protein phosphorylation. The transcript is spliced from 12 exons. The record is from RefSeq and is a predicted model, not a curated record.
AUGGAUCAAAACAAUCCAUUAUUGGACAUCACGGAAACUGCAUCAGAAGGUAACAUGGAGACUACAAUGCAGCAUUUAAUCCUGGAUGAUGAAGGGAUUCCUGUAAAUAUCAGUUUGAAACACCCCAGCACUGACUGUGCAGCAGCUCAAAGGGGUUACACAAAGUCAGAAGAGAAGUCUCUAAAUGUGAACUGCAGCAACCUCGAUAAACUGACUUCUUUAAUGUUAGCUGUACAAGAUGUGGAAAUCUUAGAGACACCAGUGCAAUUUUCACCAACAACGUACAAACCUGCGGAGAUUGUUCAAGAAUUUAUUACAUACAAUGCAGAUCUGAAUAUUUGUGAUUCAAAGGGGAGGUCACCCAUGAGGUAUGCAGACCAGAUGCUCAGUGAGGAUGUAGAAAACUCUUUGACAAACACAGCUACAGCUUUAGCUUCUGAAAGCAACAGUCAGAAGAUUCUUCUUUAUCUUCACACUGCAAAGCAUACUUUACAAGAAAGGAUUCAAGUGUACAAAGAAUUAGAAAUGAAUAGUCAAGAUAUGUCAUUGGGAAAUUCCUGGAAAUGUCUUAGAAAGGAACGGCACUCAUCAUUACCAGAUGAUAUACUUCUGACUCCAAUGAGAUUGAAGAGACGCUCCUCACUAAACAUCACCAGAAGGAGCGGUUAUAUUAAACAAGUACCUAGCCUUAACAUAGGCACACAAAUGCAGGGGUCACAGUCUGAGCCAAACAUCACUGAUACUGAAAUCCACUUGGAUUCCUUGCCAGCCAUGAAAGCUCAUAUUCAGCAAACUUUGCAGAACAGGAACAAUGAGACUAUCAAGGUUGCUUUACCUCAGCUAAACACCAGCCAUGACAGGACUCCAGUUCCUGUGCGCCUCGCUCCACUAGAGUGUAAAACAGCCCUUGAUAUUUCUAGUACAAUUCUACUGUCAACACCCUCAAAACCAUCACUCCUUCCUGCUUUAUCAUCUCACAUAUCAAUCACAAAGACAAAAAGAAUGAAGAGGCAAUCCUUACCACAGGAUCACAGAAGUAAAGCUGUGAGUGAAUAUGAUAGCAGUGGUACAUCUGGCAACCCAAGCUCCUUGGAUAUGGUUGAGACUUCGCAGAGCCUAGUUAUCCAAACAUCAGAUAGAAGAGAUGAUAUUGACAUUGCGAACAAUUGCAAAUUAAAUUUACCACCUCCUCUGUAUGUGGGUGAGCCCUUGGGUGAUGUGGAUACAAAAUGUAACAAAGAGCUUCAUCUAAUUCAAGAGAAUGAUAAAUAUUUCUGCUCAAAUCACGUGAACCAUUUGGUACCUACAGAAAAUAGAGAAUGCACUUCAUCUGGGUCGGAUGAAAGCAAAUUGAAAUGUAAAGAACCCAAUACUACAGAAAUAAUCUUGUCUAAUGAAGAGGUGGCACAUACUAAUUGUUGCAAGGAUAUCGCAGUAUUAUUGGAUUCAAUUCAGAAUGAAGAGCUGAACUAUCAAUCUAGUAUAAGAUUGCACCAUGUUGGAGAACACCUGGACGGAAAUGCUGUUAAAUCUACUGCCAGGGAUCUGUGUCAAAGCACAAAUCUGGAGAACGUUUGCAACAAAAGAGCAGCUAACUUAGUUUUUCUAUGCAGACAAGAGACCCACCCAUGCGAUGAUCUGUUUGAAGCAAACAAAGCAGAAGAUAUGAUAAGUCAAAAAGGCAGUGUUCGGAAUCCAACAGAAAACCUUGGAAAAAAUAUAGCUGUACCAGGAAAGAUUACGGGGACAGAGUAUGUGACUAAUGUAAAACAGGAAAACUUAGCCCACAAAGAUGUACAAACUGAUUCAAAAGGCAUUCCUGUCAUAUAUGUUACAUUGGCAAACCAGCCACGUAGCAAGUUACAGAAUUUUUCAAGACAGACUGCUACUAAAAGGAGAGUUAACAGUUAUACCACAACUCAUGAUGCCAACCACAGUUUUAAUGUUUUAUCACAAAAUGAAAGAGGUGCGAAAAAGAAAAUAGCCAAGUCAAAUUUUGUGAAUCAAAGGAAUAGUAGCUCAAUUCCAGCCAGGAGCAAACAUGGUUACAAGGCAUCACAGUACCUUUCUGUUCCAAAGCAGCGUGGGCCAAUGCAAAAUGUACAUUUGCAACCAACUGUUCGUUCCGUGAAAUCUAAACAAGGUCCAAGUUUACCUUCGAUGGAGAAUGCUGGCCUGAACCAAAUUUCAUCAAAAGUGCAAAUGAAACCACAAAUAAAAUGCCUGUUGAAAAAUGGGUCAGUUCCUAAAAAAAGUCUACCACAUAUCAACAGGAGUGCAAGUAGUCUAAGCAAACCAUCAGUUCUACCGAUUCCAAGAUCACAUUCGCUCGCUGAUUUCUCAGAGUUAAAGUAUUGUGAUAUGUUUCAGGAAAUAAAUCCAGUUGACAAAGGCCCAGGAAUUUAUGAAAUGUUUGGCACUCCAGUGUAUUCGAUCCUGCGAGAAUCCACAGCAUUAGAUAAUAAUGAUCAGGCUGUUCAUUCUGCCCCACCUAGAAGAGCAUCGACAUGUAAAAGUCCCAAAUCAAAUAAAUCAACUGCAAAGAAUAUCAAAAAGAAUUUGAAUUCUAAAAAUAAUAAAAAUUGCACGAAUGUACAAAAAGAGAACAUAGGUAUAUUACAAAAUAAGAAUGUGGGUAUAUUACAAAAUCAAGAGAAGAUUCGUCCACCGUUGAAUAGUGAUGAAGAACAAGAUGACUUUGCGAUAAUUUCGGGCUGCGAUUGGCAUACAAAGACUUCCAGAAGUGAAGUGCUAAUGUGCUGUCAGGAAAAUUCAGGUCAUUGCCCAGAUUUUUCUGAGCCUUAUGUUUAUCAGGUGGAGAAGCAAAACUUGUCUACCAUUACGGAGACCUCACUUGAGCAGGUUUCAGUCGGAGCAGAAGAAUCUGAAAAUAUACUUCAGGAAUCAGAUCGCAAUUGUGUCAAAGAAGGGGAGUUUGAACAUAAUCCAAUCAAUGAGAGCAAAGAUAUAAUGCUCCAAAAAUCCAAUAACAUAGAUUCUUUUCCUACCAAUUUAUUCGAGUUAAAAAAACAUCCACGUAAGAAAGACAUAGAAAUAAUUAAAACAUGCAAAGGGUUGGGAUACCAAAGUAACACAGACGCAUAUGAAUCUACAACUCUUUUGCCUAAUGAAUUAAAUUUGAAGAUUGUGGAUGAUGAAGAAGAAUCUGCUACUUUAUGUAGAUUCGGAAACCACAAUAACACUACCUCAUCUAAAGCAGGAUUUACUUCUGAUUUGGAUUCUAACCCAGGAAGCUUUCCAGGUCAACCACUGAUGAACACGUGGACAGCAGAGAGUCCAGCACGUUGGUUUGAAUGCCCCAGUCAGGAUGAUCUCACAAGUGAAUUGCUCAGUUGUUUGGCAUCAGCAUUAUUGUUAGAAGAAAAUGAUACCAAUGAGCAAGUUCUACAACUGGUCACAAAUGUACAGGAAAAGACAAAUCAUAAAACUAAGGAAAAUUUACCCCAAAAUGAAAACAAGGGGAUGGCUGAGUACUGUAGAACAGAAGGGAAAAACGAAAUAAAUAUUCAGAAUCCAGAAUACUUUGUUACAAAACUAUGGAGUACUCCUAGCAGACCAAACAGCUGCCUCGACAACACAAUAAAGUCUGAAUGUAGUUCCAUCAGCUAUGAGGAAACCAUGACAUGGACUAAAGGCAAUGUGCUUGGCAAAGGAGCCUCUGGCACAGUGUACUGCGGCUUAACCAGCCAAGGACAAUUAAUUGCAGUUAAACAGGUUGCUCCAGAUACAACAAAUCACAUUACAGCAGAAAAGGAAUAUCAGAAACUGCAAGAGGAAGUAGAGCUGCUAAAAAAUCUGAAGCACAUCAACAUUGUGGGUUUUCUAGGAACAAGUCUGGAAGCCAAGGUCGUCAGCAUUUUUAUGGAGUUUGUCCCGGGCGGCUCAAUUGCAAGUGUCAUAAAUCGAUUUGGGCCCUUACCUGAGGCCGUUUUCUGCAUGUACACUAAACAGAUUGUACAAGGAGUGGGCUACUUGCAUGAAAAUAGAGUGAUUCACAGAGAUAUAAAAGGCAACAAUGUGAUGCUCAUGCCUAAUGGGAUCAUCAAACUCAUCGACUUUGGAUGUGCCAAACGGUUGGCACACGUGAAUAUGAAUGGUACAUACAGUGAAGUGUUGAAGUCAAUGCAUGGAACUCCUUAUUGGAUGGCCCCAGAAGUGAUUAAUGAGACGGGGCAUGGCAGGAAAUCAGAUAUUUGGAGUACAGGUUGUACUGUGUUUGAAAUGGCAUCAGGAAAACCCCCCUUGGCUCACAUGGACAAAAUCGCAGCCAUGUUCUAUAUUGGAGCACAGCGAGGUCCAAUGCCUCAUCUGCCUGAACAGUUUUCUGAAGAUUCCAGAGACUUUGUUCAGAUUUGUUUAACAAGUGACCAACAUAAACGUCCCUCGGUAAAACAAUUGCUGCAGCAUCCGUUCAUUGUAAGGCAGCAGAGACAGAACAGAGAGAAGACAAAACUGUAGCAGAGACUGAACUUCAAGUCUCAAAAACCUCAUUCUUUCGGGUUGGUGCAUACUUAUAAUAAUGGGUUGGGGAGAGGAACGAAAAAGGCCAGGAGCAAUGUCACCUGCAGAGAAAUAAAAACCCACAACAUGGCCCUGAUUCCCAAAAGCAUUCACAAGUCUUCUUUUGAUGAACA